CGCUGGUGCCCUCUCCACCCCCGCGCGCCCAAAUGCUCAGCCCUCCCCGGGCCCAGGCUCACCUAAUCCCCGCAGUGGGAGUCGGGGGGCCACUGCGCCUGUGCUGAGGGCUAGGGUUGCACGGUGGUGACUUCACACUCAGCAGCAUGUGCAGCUGAGGCCUCGGUGCAGCAGUGUCCCGCAAGGCGGGCAGCGAGGUCGGCUUGGCAGCCGCUGCUCCUCCACCCCGACCUGGCCGCAGGCAGCCGGUUCCCCGGGACACCAGGAGGGGAUGGCAGAACAAGAAGGCAGCGGGUUGCAGGUCCUGCUGCACACACUUCAGAGCUCCUCUGACAGGGCAUCCAUCCUGACCAUCCUCCAGGUGCUCGGAGACCUGCUGUCUGUGGGCACAGACAGGAGGAUCUGCUACAUGAUCAGCAAGGGGGGCAGCGAAGCCCUUCUGCAGACCCUGGUGAACACAGCAAGGACUGCGUCUCCCGACUAUGACAUCCUCCUGCCCCUCUUCCGACUGCUGGCCAAAGUCGGCCUGCGAGAUAGAAAGUUUGGGCAGAAGGCACUGGAGUUGGAAGCACUGGACGUGACAUUGAUUCUGGCCAGGAAAAACCUGUCCCGCAGCCAGAACCUCCUGCACUGUCUCUGGGCUCUGCGUGUGUUUGCCUCUAGUGUCACCACGGGAGCCAUGCUGGGGAUUAACGGGGCAAUGGAGCUGCUUUUCAAGGUCAUCGCCCCUUACACCAGGAAGCGUACCCGAAUAAUCAGGGCAGCCACUGAAGUUCUGGCAGCAUUGCUGAAAUCCAAGUCCAACAGCCGCCGGGCGGUGAACAGAGGCUACGUCACCAGCCUGCUCAGGCUGCAUCAGGACUGGCACAGCCACGACAUGGCCAAUACCUACGUGGCUAUCCGCCGGGCGCUCCUGCUCUGCCUCAGGCACAUCGCCGCCCUCCGGUCUGGCAGGGAGGCCUUCCUGGCAGCUCAGGGCAUGGAGAUCCUCUUCAGCGGCGCGCAGAACCGCCUGGACGACCCGGGCUCAGAGCCCGUCACCUGCGUCGUGCUGCAGGUGCUGAGGCAGUGCUCCCCGAGGAGCCCCCUCCCCCUGGCUGCGGCCAGCAGCGCCUACGCCUUCCCGGCUGCCGGCAACACCCCCUCUGGCCCCUCGCCUGCUCUCGCUGAAGAGGACUUUGAAGACGACGGUGACGAAGGAGAGGACAAAGACUCCGAUUCCGAAGAUGCGAAAGAGGAAGACGACGACUUGGAAACAGAUGUGAACAAGUUGAGUUCCAAACCUGGACUUGACCGGCCCGCAGAGGAGCUGACCCAGUACGAGGCGAUGUGCCUGGAGCUCUCCUGCCGCUUUGAGGAACUGGAGCCCAAACCUGGAGAUGAGCUGGGCUCUGAAAAGACCGAGUACGCCAACCACCACCACAUUCCGACCACUGCCCCCCCGAAGCAGCGUUGCUCGAAUAAGGACCAAAGCUCCCGGGGGCAGGGAAGAGAGGACGCAGUCCAGACGCCCCUCCUGAGCAUGGUGAAGAGGCAGCGGCCCUCCGUGCAUCUAGCCUCCCAAACGGGACCUGGAGGGACCCCGUACGAAAAGGCCCAAUCCAAUGGGCUGGGGACGGAUUCUUCCGGAAGUGAAACCGUGGACAUUCAGGCCCUCUUCCGAGAGGGUGCCUGGGACAUAGAUGUGACUUCCUGCCCGAGGACAAGUGCCUCCGUUUCCAAUCCCGCCCGGUCCAGAGACCCUGUGCAAGUGAUGGAUGAGCUGCUGCAGACGCACCCCCAGCACAUCCCCUUCCACGACCCCUGUGUUUACAUGGCCAAAGCCCGAAGAACCCGGUCCGUGGCUGACUUCAAGACGGCGGCGUUUCCUGACCUCUGGGGCCAUCGUCCGCCUCCGUCUCCGGAGCCCAUGUUGGAGCGCAAACGUGGAAUCCAAAGGAUCAAGAUACUGGAGGACAUCCGGAGGUUCAUCCAGCCCAGCGAUGUUUUGAACAGAGUCGUCUUCAGUUUAGACGAGCCUGGGCAGGACGCUGCUUCCAGCGGCCUACGGUUCUCCGCCAGGUUCGAGUCAGGGAACCUUCGCAAGGCCAUCCAAGUGCGCGAGUUCGAGUACGACUUGUUGGUCAACACUGAUGUGAACAGCACGCAGUACCAGCAGUGGUUCAACUUCCAGGUGAGCGGUAUGCGGGCCGCCGUCCCUUACCGCUUCAACAUCAUCAACUGCGAGAAGCCCAACAGCCAGUUCAAUUACGGGAUGCAGCCAACUAUGUAUUCUGUGAAGGAGGCGCUGCUUGGCAGACCCACCUGGAAACGGACGGGCUACGAAAUCUGUUAUUACAAGAAUCAUUAUCGCGAGAGCGCAGCCGUCACGGGGGGAGCGUCUAGGAAGUGUUUUUAUACCCUCACCUUUGCCGUCACCUUCCCGCACAACGAGGACGUCUGCUACCUGGCCUACCACUACCCCUACACCUACACCGCCCUCAUGACUCACCUUGACAUCCUGGAAAAAAGUGUCAACCCCAACAAGGUGUACUUCCGGCAGGAGGUUCUGUGCCAGACGCUGGGGGGGAAUCCGUGUCCGCUGGUGACCAUCACAGCCGUGCCCGAGUCCGCCAGCGAGGACCACCUAGAGCAGUUCCGGCAGCGUCCAUACCAGGUGAUCACCGCCCGCGUUCACCCAGGCGAAAGCAAUUCCAGCUGGGUGAUGAAGGGGGCCUUGGAGUUCCUGGUCAGCAGUGACCCUGUGGCCAGGCUUUUGAGGGAAAACUUCAUUUUCAAGAUCAUCCCCAUGCUCAACCCAGAUGGUGUCAUCAACGGCAAUCACCGGUGCUCACUGCGAGGCGAGGACUUGAACAGGCAGUGGCUCGCUCCCAGCGCGCAGCUCCAGCCCACCAUUUACCACGCCAAAGGCCUCCUCCACUACCUGAACAGCGUCGGCCGCAGCCCCGCGGUCUUCUGUGACUUCCACGGCCACUCCCAGAAGAAGAACGUGUUCCUCUAUGGCUGCAGCGUCAAGGAGACCUUGUGGCAGGCAGGGUCCGCCGCGGGCGCGUCCGCUCUCUCGGAAGAUGUCAGCUACAGGACUCUUCCCAGAAUCCUUGAUAAGCUAGCACCAGCCUUCACGAUGAGCAGCUGCAGCUUCGUCGUGGAGAAGUCUCGAGCCUCCACGGCCCGGGUGGUGGUGUGGAGGGAGGUGGGGGUGUCCAGAAGCUACACCAUGGAGAGCAGCUACUGUGGCUGCAACCAGGGCCCGUACAAGGGUCUCCAGUUUGGCACCCGCGAGCUGGAGGAGAUGGGAGCCAUGUUCUGCCUGGGCCUCCUCAUCCUGGAGCUCAAGUCCGUCAGCUGCAGCCGUCAGCUGCUGACCCGUGCGGCCGCCCUGCUGAACACGGAGGAGGACCCUCUGGACUGCCACCUCCAGAGAUGCAGGAGCGGCAGCAUCACGUCGGAACUGGACGACGAGCCCCCAUGCGCGGAGGAGAUCGAUUACGGUCCAGACAGCAGCUCAGACCAGGAGGGGAGUGCCUCUGAGCUGGACCGGCAGAUCCGGGAGUGGGCCUCCCACGAAGACGAGGGUGAGGAAGAAGAGGAGGGCCCAGGACAGGGAAGAAGAGCCGCCUCGUAGCCCCGAGGUUCACGGCGCGCCCCAGGUCUGCAGCCACUGGACUAGCAGCCACGCGGUUUCUCCCCCGUCAGACAUCCCCCGUCCCACGGCAGUGUCGGUCGGUGCAGGAAGCCAGCCCACGUGAGACUGUUCUCGGCAACCCCGUGUCCGGAUUUUGUUCUGGUUUCCGUAGGCAUAGGAGCUGGCUACUUUGUAAUCAUAUUCUUUUCCACACAGACUUCGCAGAGCAAAAGGUGGUCACGAUUUAGACCCAGCACCCAGGAGCGAGGCGUGGGUGCCGUGAUGUGCGUUGUUACUGCUGUCACCGUGGGUAGUGCCUUCUUUUUCCAGCUCUCUUCUGGAUUUCUUUGCUGUAGUUUAGAAGUCACACAUCCGGCCUCUGUGUUAUUAAAGCGUUCAGAUUUCUGUAGCAUACGUAAGAGGCUUAAGGGAAAUAACACAGUUCAAAUCCAAGCUGACGGCAUCCCUUAACUUAUCCCAUAUACAUUAUUUCCACUCUUACACAGAAGAUAGCAUAAUGCUUCUGUUUUUUUCACGGACUCAUAAAAUCAAGGAGAUAAUAUUGUUAAAAGUGUGAAUUCUGAGAGGGACAGACAUAAUGCUAAUUCAUGAUCACCGGUUCGAGCCUCAGCUCCAAUUAGUUUGUGGUGUUACCUUCUAGUUCUCUCGUAUAUUUCUGAGGGGAAGUGACCGGCACAGGUACAUAUCUAGGUGGCACGGUCAGCAAAAGC
Messenger RNA from Phyllostomus hastatus (greater spear-nosed bat), 4356 nucleotides. It is a transcript of the gene AGBL1, whose product is annotated as AGBL carboxypeptidase 1. The record is from RefSeq and is a predicted model, not a curated record. Gene Ontology annotation, biological process: C-terminal protein deglutamylation; proteolysis; protein side chain deglutamylation. Gene Ontology annotation, molecular function: zinc ion binding; metallocarboxypeptidase activity. The transcript has 23 exons. Bases 272 to 3625 code for a protein of 1117 amino acids. Lineage: Eukaryota; Metazoa; Chordata; Mammalia; Chiroptera; Phyllostomidae.